AUGUCUUCCGGCUGCAUCACAAUGGGCAAGAGACUUCCUUUCGAGAUCCUGCACCAUAUUGUGUACUGGGCAGACGGCAGUGUGAGAAAGAAGAUGCUGUUCUGCAAGGCGUUCAACCGCAGCGUGCUAGCUUUCAGAUACGCUGAAUCCAGCCUGGUGCACCGGCAAUUUCUUGUAGCAGCCUUUCAAGAGGCAUUUCUGCAUAACACUGGCGCUGUUCCUUUCCAGCGCAUCGUUCGGACAGGUCUAGCCAUUCUAGAGGGACAUGAGCUUGAAUAUCGGACUCUCGACGCCGUAACGGAACUCGCAACCGCAAUUGACCCCACGCUGUCGCCGGAUGCAGCCGAGAUUAUCGCAAGUUCCUUGCAAUUCUGGAGGAUGAAAAUUACAAAAUCUCACGGGGAUCCCAACCGCGUAGUUUCGACGAUGCUUGGCCAGGUUGGACGGUCCUCCUUGGUGGAAGACGGAGACCGGAUCCUUUUCCGAUGGUACAAAAACUCUGACGGAGAGAUCAAAUCACCCAUCAUCUGUUCCAUAAUUCGCGAUACACUUGUCGAUGCGACCGACUUUAAGUCUGUUUUAUGGGGCCUAGCUAUGGUGCCCCGGGAAGUCAGGAAGUUCUACUUUUGGGCUCACCUUCCCCCACCGGAAGACAUUAUUCCUGUAUAA
This is a messenger RNA of Spizellomyces punctatus DAOM BR117, 669 nucleotides long. RefSeq lists its product as uncharacterized. The transcript has a single exon. Bases 1 to 669 code for a protein of 222 amino acids. NCBI's taxonomy places the organism in Eukaryota, Fungi, Chytridiomycota, Chytridiomycetes, Spizellomycetales, Spizellomycetaceae. The record is from RefSeq and is a predicted model, not a curated record.